Molecule: messenger RNA, 434 nt
Organism: Hyaena hyaena (striped hyena)
Lineage: Eukaryota; Metazoa; Chordata; Mammalia; Carnivora; Hyaenidae
Gene: ANAPC13
Product: anaphase promoting complex subunit 13
Exons: 3
Coding region: 112-336 (74 amino acids)
Biological process (GO): protein K11-linked ubiquitination
Cellular component (GO): anaphase-promoting complex
Source: RefSeq, a predicted model, not a curated record
GGAGAAGUCAAGAAAGGGGCGCGGGUCACGUGAUGCUGAGGGUGGGGUCUGACGGAAGCGGGCGCAGCGCUGGGUGCCGCGCGGAUCUGACAAGAUCCAAGCUGCACGAGAAUGGACAGUGAGGUACAGAGAGAUGGAAGGAUCUUGGAUUUGAUUGACGAUGCCUGGCGAGAAGACAAACUGCCAUAUGAGGAUGUCGCAAUACCACUGAAUGAGCUUCCUGAACCUGAGCAGGACAACGGUGGCAGCACGGAAUCUGUAAAAGAACAAGAAAUGAAGUGGACCGACUUGGCCUUACAGUAUCUCCAUGAGAACGUUCCCCCUAUAGGAAACUAACACCUGGCUCCUUUUUCAUGGACGGAUUUUGUUUUUAAUAUAUAAGACACCAAGGUGGCUCAGUGGUUAAGCAUCCAACUCUUGAUUUUGGCUUAGGG